Messenger RNA from Lobosporangium transversale, 1652 nucleotides. Its product is annotated as aspartic peptidase domain-containing protein. The transcript has a single exon. The coding region runs from base 419 to 1567 and encodes 382 amino acids. NCBI's taxonomy places the organism in Eukaryota, Fungi, Mortierellomycota, Mortierellomycetes, Mortierellales, Mortierellaceae. Gene Ontology annotation, biological process: proteolysis. The record is from RefSeq and is a predicted model, not a curated record. Gene Ontology annotation, molecular function: aspartic-type endopeptidase activity.
CCCAGGUCUGCGGAAAUUUGCAGUCAGACCCUACGCGAUCCAUGAAGAAGGAGAAUUGGGUCAAGGAGAACAAGAACAAAUAUUGCCCCUACAACAAGCCCUGCAGGAACAGCAACACAAUGAACCUGUAGUUGCAGUCCCAUUGACUGAUAUUCCCAAGCAUUAUGGAUACACUGCAGUGUUCACCAUUGGAACAUAUGAUGGCUCUCAGGUAUCUUCAUCUUCAAUACCUCCUCAUUCCUCUGCUUCCAGAUUUCCGUUCAUUGCAAAAAGGCCCGACUACCUCUUCAACUUAUUGGUGGAUACAGGUUCUGACCUAGUGGUUGUGACUUCGGCUAGCUGUGCAGAUCCUGAAUGUAUCCAAGUACCCCAUCGAUAUGACAGUUCACUCUCUCGGACAGCGACGCUAGCAAAAAAUAUGUUGACAGGAGGCCAUCGAUGGGUUCAACAGUACGGUGAUGGUACAAUUGCGAAUGGCACAUUGUUUCAAGAUACCCUUGGGUUUGUCUCUCCUGUCAACGCAGACAAACCUGGAGCUCAAGCUUCUAUCACCGCAUCUCUCACCACGGCGACGACGCUCCAAAUCAAAAACCAACCUAUCCUUGUGGUUGAUCAACCUGGGCUGGGAUUGACUAAGAGUUAUGGCCAUGGGGUAGAUGGCAUCAUUGGGCUAAACCUACGUAGUCCUGUCAUCUCCUCCACUGUAAUCCAGAAUCUUCAAAAGAUUGAAGCUACUGCAUCUGCAGCUAAAGCAGCCAAAGAAGCGGUAGCAGCAACCACACCAUUAUCUUCGCUAUUGUCGUCAUCAGCUCGUCCAGUCCUUCAUCAUACACCAGCAUUCUCGACAGAUAGCAAGGCCGGAAUGGGUAUAAUGAGUCUUUGGCUCUCUAAAUCUCUUGAGCCGGGCCAGGGUGGUGAGCUGCUUUUGAAUGCUGUGGACAAAUCCCGGUUCCGUGAACCGAUCCGUUGGAGCGCUCGAGGCCCUAGCCCCUAUGAUUGGUCUAUCAUGAUGGAUAAAGGGAUUCUUCUCUUUCUGGACCAAGAAAGCCCUGCGACCUCAACAACCACUGUAGGACUCCUUAAACCUAAAACUGCAACUGAUUUUAGAGAUAAAACAGCGCCAACGGCAACGGCGACAGUGACGGCUCAGGUAUUGGUCCCUGGGACAGAGUAUACGUAUGCUGUGCUGGAUUCUGGCUCUGAUGGUAUCUAUCUUGCAAAGUCCACUUACCAUGCCUUUUUUCAACAUGUCCCUGGCGCAAGGCAGCUCAAGAGCGGGUACUGGCGUGUUCCCUGUGAAGGAACUACGGAAUUGGCGUUUGGAAUAGAAGGAAUGCUCUAUAAGGUUCCAUAUCAGGAUUGGGUCAAGAAACCGAAUGAAACGGUCUCAAGUGCCAGUGCUGCCCUUACACAAGCAGAAUUAGGGCCUGGAAUGUGCCAGUCCAGAGUCUUUGGUAGCUCGCCAGGCCCAACGUUGCUGGGAACAGUAUUUCUAAGAGCUGUUUAUACAGUUUUUGACUUUUCUAGACCUGGACAUGAGCGUAUGGGAUUUGCGGCCCUUGCUUGAAAAGGACUAGGAAUAAAAAUAAAAAUGAUUUUAAACGAAGACGCGUCUGUGUGGCUUGGAUCAUUUUCACCUCUAAAAAAAAAAA